AUGUCACUGAAAAAUCAAACUUUAAGUUACUUUAUUCUGUUAGGAUUUUCAGAAGUACACUAUAUCAUUUCAUUUCUGAUUGCAGUUCUAUAUGCAAUGAUUCUUAUGGGGAAUUUCACCAUCUUCAGCAUCAUUCAAAUUGAUUUCCAUCUUCAGACACCUAUGUAUUUUUUUCUCAGCUACCUAUCUAUCUUAGAUAUCUCUUAUUCUUCAGUCACAUUUCCUGCAAUGCUGUUCAACUCCAUAACAGGAAAUAGAAGAAUAUCUUUCCUUAGAUGCAUGGUACAACUGUAUUUUUUCAUCUCAUUUGGAGGCGCUGAGUGUCUCCUGCUUGCUGCUAUGGCUUAUGACAGAUACGUGGCCAUAUGUAUCCCACUGCAGUAUCCUGUCAUCAUGAACAAAGUCCUGUGUUCCCUUCUAGUUGCAGGAUCCUGGAUCUGUGGUUUCCUGAAUGCUGCAAUUCACACAGUGAUGACAGCUCAAUUGUCCUUCUGUGGCAUUAGACAUGUCAAUCAUUUCUUUUGUGAUGUGCCACCACUAUUAAAAGUCUCUUGCACCGAUACCCACACAAAUCAGUUAUCGCUGUAUGUUGUCAAUGUUUUCAUGGGGAUAAUUACUUUUACAUUUGUAAUCAUUACUUAUGUACAUAUCAUUUCUACAAUUCUAAAAAUCUGUUCAGCUGUAGGAAGAAGGAAAGCUUUCUCUACUUGUUCUUCACAUCUUACUGUGGUUACAGUGUUUUAUAUCACAGGAAAUUUUAACUAUAUUGGUCCAGCUCCUGGAGAAUCUUUUGAUAUGGAACAAUUGUCAUCUGUGUUAUACAGUAUAAUGACUCCUAUGUUAAACCCUGUAAUCUACUGCUUGAGAAACAAAGAUGUAAAACAAGCUAUAAGAACUGUUGUGGUUGGAAAAUGUGUUUCCUUAAACAUAUGA
Bombina bombina (fire-bellied toad) is the source of this 933-nucleotide messenger RNA. RefSeq names its product olfactory receptor 5V1-like. Gene Ontology annotation, biological process: G protein-coupled receptor signaling pathway. Gene Ontology annotation, molecular function: olfactory receptor activity; G protein-coupled receptor activity. Bases 1 to 933 code for a protein of 310 amino acids. The record is from RefSeq and is a predicted model, not a curated record. NCBI's taxonomy places the organism in Eukaryota, Metazoa, Chordata, Amphibia, Anura, Bombinatoridae. Gene Ontology annotation, cellular component: membrane. The transcript has a single exon.